AUAGGCGCGGCCAUGUUGGUCUGUAGUGAAUAAAAUCAAGAGAAUUCGUUUUUAGGGAAAUAAAAUUGACACAAUAUGCCCAAAUGCGAUCUCAAAACGAGAUACAUCCCCGCGACAUUCGCCUGGACCUUGCUUUUGGGCACGACAUCACUGUUUUUUUAUUUUCCCUGCCAGUAUUAUCUCUACAAGCACCCAUGGAUUCCUGCAUACCAAGGUGUUAUAACAUUUUUUGUUUUGGCCAAUUUUACACUGGCCACUUUCAUGGACCCGGGAGUUAUACCCAAAGCUCCACCUGACGAGGAUCGCGAGGAUGACUUCCGAGCACCGCUGUAUCGUAGCGUGGAGAUAAACGGCAUAACGGUGCGCAUGAAAUGGUGCGUCACCUGCAAGUUCUAUCGACCGCCGCGGUGCUCCCAUUGCUCCGUGUGCAACCACUGUAUAGAAACUUUUGACCACCACUGUCCGUGGGUGAACAACUGCAUCGGACGGCGGAAUUACAGAUUCUUCUUUUUCUUUCUCAUAUCAUUAUCCAUACACAUGCUGAGUAUAUUCGGCCUCAGUUUGUACUACAUCAUGAACAAUAACAAGACGCUCACGCAAGUUGAGCCCAUUGUAUCAAUGGUAAUAAUGGGUAUAAUCGCACUCUUAGCGAUACCAAUAUUCGGUUUGACGGGUUUCCAUAUGGUACUUGUAUCGCGGGGUCGUACCACUAACGAACAAGUGACGGGCAAGUUCACGGGCGGUUACAACCCCUUCUCUAAGGGAUGCUGGAACAAUUGUUGUUAUACGCAAUUCGGACCACAGUACCCUAGCCUGGUCCGUCCGUCGAGGUACAUCUACAAGAGCGGCAAGAAGCGGCGCGGCGCGGCCGGCGCGGCCAUCGCCACGAUCGCGGACGCGCCGCACGCGCACGCGCACGCGCAGGUAAAGACGUACACCGCGGACAACGGCGCCGCGCUGCGGCCGCUGGGCGCGCACGCGCACUACAACAAGCUGUCCCCGGGACGCGAGGAGCACGAAGGUGAACUCGAAGGGCCGGGGGCCUCUCAGUCGGCCGACUGCGAGCCCACGCCUCCGCCCCUGCAGCGCCGGGGCUCCGCUGCGAACCUGUUUCCCCCCGCGGAGCACCACCACCUACCGCCCCGGCCGCAUCACUAUCCGAGGCUUAGUCCGCUUUCUAGGAAUACUAGUCACGGCGGCACAACGACGUCAGGGUACCGGGUGGUUAUGGAACCCAUUCGAUACGAAACGGGGUCUAAUGGGGGAGCGAGACCCUCCCCAACCAUGCAACAGAGAAUAAAACAGCUAGGGGUGCCAACCCCCCUCGCUGUCACCAGCCCUGUGCGGAGGUCCAACCCCGGCACGCCGACCCAGCCGCGCCGGCCCGACUUCAUUGGCGUGCGAGGUUCUCCGCAACGCCGCUUCCUCUCCGAGGGCGAGCUACUGCGCGACGCGAGAGACGUGCGCGAACUGGCCGCGUCACCGCAGCGCGGCAACUACCAGUGGGCGGAGCGACCGCCGCGACGCCCAGCCCCCACACAGGCCCCACCCACAAAUCCCCCCGUCCCUCGCCCCGCGCGCCCCCUUUCCUUCAUCCGCGCUCUCGAAGUACAGGACCAGCUUGAACGCGCCCCGCCCCCCGACCCGCCCGACCGCGCCUCCGUCUACGACUGCAACUACGAGAUCUCCGUGUGAGCCUUUUGACUCCCUAUUCUAGGAAUAGGCCAGUUUAAAACUGAUUCGCCCGCCACCGACUCCGGUGAUUCCGAAGAUCGCAGGCGUCCAGCCGGGGAAAGUUGGACGUUAAUUUUAUAUUUAUGUAUAUUUGUGAGCGAUUUGUGACGUCGAGACGCUUAUGUUUUUUUUAAGUCCGAAUUCGAUGUGUAAAUAGUCCCCAGUGUUGUGAUUUCGUGAUGUCGUAAUGUCGUAAUAUUUUAGAGACCGAUGCGAGUGGAGCCCGGUGUCGUUACGGAUGUGUUCCUCGCGAUUCGAGACGGGAAUCGACUGAGUCGUUAAUCUGCCUCAAUUUAUUUUAGAUAGCUGAGAUUCAAUUGCGCGCAAAAACUUAUUGUAUUCGAUUGACGCUGACUGUUGUUUUUAAAAGAAUUUAUGUAACUUAUUGAAGAUGAAAUUGGCGAUAAACACUGAAAGUUGUAAAAGGAAUUUGUGCCAAAUAUUUUGUAGCCAGGAGUAGAUAAGGCAGUAAUCUUAUUUCAGUUCCUAAAAAUAGUUUUUCUUUUAUUUCUUGCUUGCGAUGACGCGUCGAAGACAACGCAUUUAGUGUGGUCUUUCUUAUUUUAAGAUGAAAAUAAAAAUGUUUAAAAUUAAAGGAAAAGAAAGAAAAAUAAAUUAUUAAUCAAGCUUUUUAAAAUAUUUGAAUCUCCAACUUAUUGACUUACUGAUUAUUGAUUCUCUGAUUUAUAAACUUUCGACUUCAUUUAAAAAAGAAUGUUUCUGGACUUGUCUUGUUUGGAUAUAAAAAAUAAUAUCAAUAUAACGAUACAUAUUUCAUUUCUUGUAUAUUUUGGGAACAUUUCUGAAACUGACCCAAGAUCUCAUUUUUUAUAAAUUCACGAUUCGUACUUAGAAGAUUGACUUUUAUAUACAAAUGGUAGGUUUGGGAAAGAAUUGUCCUGAAAGUGCAAAAAAAUAUAUAAAUCUGUCUGAAUUUUGGUAAAAUGUCAAGCGUUUGAAAAGUUCUGAUUGUAAUCUAUUUAUGUGUAUUUCUGCAAUCUUUUAAUAUAAUUUGCCUCGUGUAAUAUUUACUUAUGAAACCAAAUUGAGACUGGCAACACUUGAAUGCCUCGGUUAUUGAUAAAAUGAUAAUUAAUAAUAAAAAAAUUAUACCCGCGUGUGAAAGAUUCAGUAUCGAUUUUAUAAAUGUUAGAUUUUUUUAUUAUAUGUAUUUUUUUUUGUAAAUAAAUUAAGAUAUUUAUUGUACUUUAUCAUAAAAAUGUACCAAGUCAUUAGGUAAAUAAAAACUUUUAUUGAUUUGUUCAGUCAUAAAGUCAUCAACGCAUUGGAGAUUUUUGAGAAGACAUACUUUUAAUUAAUAUUUACUUUUGCUCAUGUAAAUCGAUUAAGAUAUUUAUGAUUUUAAUGCGAAAGUAAAAAUUACCCCACUCGACAGUUAACGGGGUAACUAUUUAAAAAAGAAACAUAAUGAUAUUGCGUGCAAAAAUAAAUGUUAUCUUUGCAAUGGUAAAUGCAAGAAGUAAUAACCAUUCAAAAUAUGUACAGGACUCACUAAGACACAAAAUAUGAAUAACGCAGCUAGUUUACAAUAAAAUCUUCAAUGUGUUGUUUCAACAUGAUAUGGUACAACCGUUCGUUGUUAAUUUCAAUAAGAAGUCCUUUGUAAAUAUAAUAUAUUGAUCGACUAGGAUUUGUACAAUAUAUAGAUAGUUACGUUAAUGUUUUUUUUUAGAUUUAGAACGAAACACAAAUGUAACUUCUUAUUAUAUAUACCUAUAAUAUUAAAAUUCAUGUUUGAAUGUACAGGUUGAUUGACACUUCUAUGUUAUAAGAUUAUGUAAAUAGUUCGUAUUAAUUAUAUAAGAUAUCAAAGUAUAUAAUGUGUAAUGUUAAUGUUGUAUAUGUUGUGUCUUUUAUUCGUGUAUUUGUUCACGGUGCCAGUAACUAGUAUCGUUUCUCCUGUAACGACAUAUCAGUAGAAUUCUUUUUUGAAGUAAAACUUCUUUACUCUCGCUCGACUUGGGUAGCUGGUGAAUGCGUGACGAUAACGUUACGAAAAGUGUGAUCGGGCGAUGCGAACAGAAGUUGAGUGGGAGAUAUGUCAGUGAAGAUGGAAAGAGAGAGAGUUAUGUUUCGUAUAUUACUGUAGGUGCAAGAGUGAGAGGUGCGAGUACACAUUUUCUUUCUCUCAUUCUCAUAAUUUGAAUUAUUGUUAUACAUAAAGAUGGAGCUAAAGAAGUUUUACUUCGGUCGUGUGGUCUACAGCACACUCGUUUUUUUAUGUUCAGGGUACUGACUACAGCUUAUUAAAGCCAAUGUUUCACAGCUGUUAAAUAAUCUUUAGCUCGUUUCAGAUAUUCACUUAAUUAUGCGAACAUUAUUUUCUUGGAUACAUAAAAACUCUAUCUUUUUUUUAAAUAAAAUAGUUAAUAAGAGAAAUUCAAUAAUAAAGUCAGUUAUUAUUUUUAUAUUAGUAAGAGUGCAAUGUUAGUUAUAAUGCCAAAGUUAUAUAUUGAAGCUAUCUAUAUUUAUAUUAUAUUUUUGCAAUAAAUUAUGUAUUUAAUUUUAAUGUACUCUGUAGUGUGGUACCCUUAAAGCCUUAAAUUGUUAAAAAAUGCAAAGGCCUAGCAAUCAUUACUUUACUGACAAGUUUGGCACAGUUGGGUAAUUAGUUAUUUUUAAAAACAUUUAAUUUUACACUUACUGAAGUAUUAAAGCCUUUUUAACUGGUUGUAGAUAAUGUUUUUAGACAAAUGACGGUAACUAGCAGAUAAAAGCUUAAGGUAUAUUAUUCUUUUUUACCGUCUAAUUCGACAAUAUUUUUAAGAUAUUACUACUCGCAAAUGUGAAACAAAAAAUUGUAGUUGAUUGUGGAAAAAUAGGUCUUAAUGACCUAAUUUACCCCCUGCUGUUAAAGUUUAUUCGUGACUUAUGUGUAGGAUAAACUACCUACAACCGGUUAAACAGGCACUUAGUGAUGAUUAUUAUUAAAAUAUACAGCAAAUUUAAGAAACCGAUUACUUCUUUAUCCUUCCAUUACGUGAAGAGUUCUUUCUUCAUAUUCUCACAUUCCGUUUCAAGACUUCAAGCUUUAUUUUAUCUGCCAUGUUGCGUACUUAAUUUACGCAUUUUUUUGUCGUUUUUCAUAUUUUUAUUUAUUAGUCUUAGAACAUUAAGAAUUGACAACAUUUUAGUGCAUUUGUUCGUUUUGCAGCUCCGACACAUUUUUACACUAACCAAAGACAUUUAAUUGUUUUUAAUUUACCUUCUUUUAAAAUAAUGACAAUGGACUGUUUGUUGUUGAUUCUUCGUUUUCUCAUUGGGUUCAUUGUUAUAAUUAUAGUUUUAUUACUUUUUUUAAAGUAACAUAAAUUUUAAAAUAAAUAUGGCUAACACGGCUGUAUUAAAAGCUUCCGUUGAACGAUAAUUGGACGUCAUAAGUAUUAUUUUGAUUAGUUUUUUUUUGUGUACACAGUUUUGUCUAUUCACUGUAAAAAUAAGAUUUAUAAGAGUUACAAAGGUAGAUUUUAGUGAUUUGACAUUAUUAUAGCUCAAAAUGUGUCUGGAGGUCGAGUCCUGUUAGUAGUCUACCGGCGUUGUAUAGACUAACAUGUAUAUUUAUAGUACCUCCUCAGAAAUCGUUAUUACCUACGUGUAUGUGACAGUGUUUUAUUUUUGUAUUUUGAUAAAAUUUGUGUAAAUAA
Melitaea cinxia (Glanville fritillary) is the source of this 5399-nucleotide messenger RNA. It is a transcript of the gene Zdhhc8, whose product is annotated as palmitoyltransferase ZDHHC8. Lineage: Eukaryota; Metazoa; Arthropoda; Insecta; Lepidoptera; Nymphalidae. Gene Ontology annotation, biological process: protein palmitoylation. Gene Ontology annotation, molecular function: palmitoyltransferase activity. The record is from RefSeq and is a predicted model, not a curated record. The transcript has 9 exons. Bases 76 to 1695 code for a protein of 539 amino acids.